Bicyclus anynana (squinting bush brown) is the source of this 1003-nucleotide messenger RNA. RefSeq names its product ribosomal RNA small subunit methyltransferase NEP1 (gene Nep1). Gene Ontology annotation, cellular component: small-subunit processome; nucleolus. Gene Ontology annotation, molecular function: rRNA binding; rRNA (pseudouridine) methyltransferase activity. The coding region runs from base 232 to 942 and encodes 236 amino acids. Gene Ontology annotation, biological process: rRNA base methylation. Lineage: Eukaryota; Metazoa; Arthropoda; Insecta; Lepidoptera; Nymphalidae. The record is from RefSeq and is a predicted model, not a curated record. The transcript has 3 exons.
ACAAAAGUCAAAACAUAACCUACAAAACUAUUUUUGUUUUCAUUGUAUGGUUGUUAAAUGUGUUUACUUUGAUCCACGUGUAUUGCUAAUCAGAAUAACUUAAAUCAUAAUAAAAUUACAUAUAAAUUAUAGUCUCAGGUGUACUAAUAACAUAUGAAUAAGCCCUUAAAUUUGAGAUAAAUUAGCGUAUUUUGGUAUCCAUUUGUGAGUUGUGGUGUUUGUUAUCUAACCAUGGGUAAGAAACGGAAACUUGCAGCCAAUAGUGAUGAUUUUGAAUAUGAUCCCAUUCCACGACACCUCGUUACAUCGCAUAUAAAGAAACAAGAAAAACGUCUCAUUGUAAUUCUGGAAAAUGCUCAGUUAGAAACAGUUAAGAAUGGAAAUAGUUUUGAGCUCUUGAACUGUGAUGACCAUGCGCACAUACUGAGGAAGAAUGACCGAGAUCCAGGAUCAUGUCGACCGGAUAUCACCCACCAGUCCCUCUUGAUGCUAAUGGACUCGCCACUCAAUAGGGCUGGACUCUUGCAAGUUUACAUACACACAGAAAAAAAUGUCCUAAUAGAAAUUAAUCCACAGACAAGAAUACCUAGGACUUUUAAAAGAUUUGCUGGUUUAAUGGUACAACUUUUACACAAAUUUGCUAUCAGAGCAUCAGAUGGCCCAAUGAAAUUGCUUAAAGUCAUCAAGAAUCCAAUCACAUCACACUUGCCUGUUGGUGUUAAAAAAAUUACCAUGUCGUUUAGUUCUAAGAUGGUACAGAAUUGCCGAGAGUUGGUGCCAAAAGAUGAACCGAUAGUUCUCAUAGUUGGAGCCAUGGCCCAUGGCAAGGUUGAAGUGGAUUACUCUGAGGAUGUGAUAUCAAUUAGCAACUAUCCUCUGUCAGCUGCCCUAACUUGUGCCAAACUUUGUUCAGCUUUUGAAGAAGUGUGGGAUAUUGUAUAAUUAUUAUAACAUGUAUUUUAUGUUUAAGUCAUUCAAUAAAUGUAAGAUGUAUUUUUGAUUC